Messenger RNA from Prorocentrum cordatum, 1067 nucleotides. The record is from the annotation of a GenBank genome assembly. Lineage: Eukaryota; Dinophyceae; Prorocentrales; Prorocentraceae.
CCUCCUCCUCCUCCUCCUCCUCCUCCUCCUCCUCCUCCGCACUCUCAUGCGCGGACUGCCGCCGAGCCCUCCGGGGCUCCGUUUUGCACCACUCCUCGGGCCAGGCCCGGAGAGUGCGAUGACGGCCGUGGUCCCGCGGCGGCGUCGCCGAGGAGCCGGGCUUCGCGGUGGCGUCUCGCGCUGCUCGGCGCUCGGCGUGUUCGUCAAGCAGUUGCGAAACGUCGGCCUACCAAACAAUAUUCUAAGAACAUUUCGUGGUCUGCACGAAAUGUUCUUAGAACAUUUCUGGUCGGGGCUGUCUUGUUUCAGCACAUCGGGUUUAUGCCUAUAGAUGCCGGGACGGUCGGUCCCUGCUCAAGUUCGGAGUGGCCAGCGCGAAGGGCUGGAGUUGGGGCCAGGCUUGACGCCGGAGGUGGAGCCGUGGCUAAGACCGGCGCGUGUUCCAAGCGGAACAGCCAGCGUGAGGAGCGGAGGCUGCAAUAGCAGGCACAUUUUGCAAGCUACACGUUAUUUGAAGAUCUUCGGCCAUUGCCGCCAGGCAUCGAGGGAUCCCUCGUGGUCCCUCGUCACCAUUCUUGUCGUUGUCAGCCUCGUACUCGUUCUGUUCAUCUUUCUCCUGGCCGCCAAGUGGGGCCUCCUCUCCGGAGUGUCUGGAUCCCCACGUUCUCUCUUUGUGCUCGAAUUUUCACAGGCUGCUUGCACGGGGCCAGGUAGCACUUGCGAGGGGGCAAGGUCCACGAAUUUCCGUCAGUGCUAUUUUCGGCAUGUCGCCACCGAGCUGCAAGCGGAGCGUUUCGCUGCGCUUGGCCGAAUUUUCUAUGCCGCGCUGCUCCGGAAAAUCUCGCCGCGGGUUGGCGCCAUGGCCAGCCUGCGUUUUUGGCAGGCGCGCGCGCGCCUGCUGCGAGCAGGUUCACGUCUUCGUUGUGAUGGGCUGGCGGCCUGAGCACCCCAGGAUGCGAGCCGUGUCUUCGCGGGCUGGAGCGUGCCCCACCACACGCCGUCGUCGACGAUGCAGUCAAAGCGUGCAUUAACGACGGGUGGCAAAGGCGCAGGAUCCUUGGAUGCCG